Molecule: messenger RNA, 1282 nt
Organism: Heteronotia binoei (common prickly gecko)
Lineage: Eukaryota; Metazoa; Chordata; Lepidosauria; Squamata; Gekkonidae
Gene: COXFA4L2
Product: NDUFA4 mitochondrial complex associated like 2
Exons: 4
Coding region: 1-312 (103 amino acids)
Source: RefSeq, a predicted model, not a curated record
AUGGGAGUCCUCGACCGAGCCAACGCGGCCUCCCAGCCCAGACCCGAGGUGGGGGGCGCAUCUCUCCUGGUCGGCCUCUCCCGACAGAUCAAGAAGCAUCCAGGACUUAUCCCCCUCAUUGGUUUCAUCGGACUUGGGAUGGGUACCGCUGCUCUUUACCUUCUGAGACUGGCUUUCUUCAGUCCGGAUGUGAGUUGGGACAAGAACGGCAAUCCAGAACCAUGGAACAAACUAAGCCCAACUGACCAGUACAAGUUCAUCGCCGUCUCCACAGACUACAAGACCCUGAAGAAGGACCGGCCAGACUUCUGAAUUCGCCUCCACAGAAAGUUUCCCACUCCAACUGUGUUCAAGGAAGGGACCACCUGCUGUUCUGCUUGGACACAUCUUCUUCGCCUUUGCUGGGCCUGUAAACUUGCAUCGUGUACAUGCCAAGCUCUUCAGUCGUUCCUGUCUGCCUGCCUAUGUAUGAGGCACAAGUACCACACCAAUGAUCGCCAAUAAGACAGCUACAGCCUCUCCAACAGAAGCGAAGGGGGUGGGGGUGGGAAAUAUAUUAUCUGUGAAAUGCCUCUGGGUAAUGCAAUAACAAAUGCUUUGUUCAUUAAAGGCGGUGGAGGGGGGAGGGUGAGAACAAGAGGAGGGGAGGUAUCGUGUUCCCUGUGGGUCCAGACGGAGGCUUCUCAGUUCAGUAUUUUCCAGCCCCCUUCCUGCAAUCAUCCCUGACCCCCAUUUGCUACAUUUCCUGUCUCCCACGCUCAGAUUUACCAUUCCUACAGAGAAAGCACAACACCAGAAAGUAGAUCCCAGAGCUGGUCGUGCUGACUGAGGUCUUAAAGUAAGUGCUACCUCUAAGAGAGACAGAAAUCUAGGUUUUUAGCCUGGGUGGAGAAGGACAUUAGGAAUUAACUCCUUUGCAAUUUAGGCCACACACCCCUGAUGUAGCCAAUCCUCCUGGAGUUUACAGGACUCUUCUUCCAGGGCCUACUGUAAGCUAUUGGAGGACUGGCUGCAUCAGGGGUGUGUGGCCUAAUAUGCAAAGGAGUUCUGGCUACAAGAUUUACCGGGGGAGGGGCGUGUCGCAUGAGCAAUCUGGGCUUUCUCAACAAUAGGUAGGGUGCUGGAAUUUGUACAUCUGGGCAAUGCUUCUGUUUACCUAUGAGCCUUUGAGUAGUUAUAUUAGCACCUGAAUAGCACAUGUGGCUGUGUACAUUCCAUUUAUUCUGAAGUGUGUGAUCGCACACCCAGAUUAUGGUUACUAAAUCUUGUGCAAAUAUAGAAA